UAAUUAAAUGUUCUAGUUGGUCAUUUAUUCUCUCUGCUGAUCGCAAUUGUGAGUCUGAUGAUCGAAUGAGCCCAUUUCCAGCCACAAAUGGAAUCCAUGUGGGCGGUAAUGUCAAUUUGAACAUGCAGCAGCAACCACAUCAGUUGUCCUCUCAGGCGUCUGGCUGGAACCAGAUGAGUGGAUCUCUGUCUGCCAAGCCUACAACUGGCUGGCUCCAUCCAGACGAAUCUCUCAUAGGAGACGGAGUUAGAUUCCACGUUAACUACGUAGGAUGUGUCGCCAUUAAGGAGAGCAUGCGCAAUUUGGACUUCGACAAGCGUACUUUAUUGGCUAGAGAAGCUAUCUGCCAAGUGGUGCAUUUCACUCACUAUAAACACCUGCAAAACUGGACGCCAAAUGAACAGCUGCAGAAAACUGAGCUGAGUCGCAUGAUAGACACUCGCUACACCUCACCCAGUGCGGGAUCGAGAGUGUUGCUGACCAUAUCCACCGAUGCAAUAACCCUCAUGUCAGUGGACAAUCAGAAGCCGGUACUCAAACACGAAAUGAGCUCAAUCUCAUUCGCAUCAGGCGGUGACGGUGAAACGAGUGAGUUCAUAGGCUACGUUGCCAAAGACGCCGACAACUCGCGGGCAUGUCACGUGGUGGAAGUCCCCGCCCUAGCCCCUGACGUCAUAGCUACAAUCGGACAAGCAUUUGAACUUCGGUAUAAGCAACAUAUUCAAGGAAAUCCGGGCAGUGGUCUUCUAAACAACAUGCCUCCAAAUACAAACGGGGUUUUGAGAACAGGGCCUCAAAUGAUAACAAACGAUUCGAAGUGGGGCGACGAAACGGCAUCUCAAUACUCGCAAAACAGUAACUGCAUCAAUCAAUUAGUAGACCGUCGACUUUCGAAAGAUCCUUCAAUGCUUUCGAACCAUCGUCAAAGUAUGAUCAGUCAGCGCAACUCGCAGUACAUGAUGCAAAAUGUACAACCUCCUGGUCCUAGACAGGGAUUUGAAGAUAACUUUGUGCCCCAAAACCCUGCCCCUUACAUAAAUAUGAAUCAAAAUUCUCAUCCUCAAAAUGGAAUUGGGUUUAAUCAGGCGAUGUCCGUAAACACUGAUUUGAGUUCAAACUCGGGGAAUCCAAAUGGAUCUGUGAACUUCAGGAACAGUUUCACGCCGACGAAUGGACUGGACCAAAUUAUGACGUCACCGAACCAACAGUUGAACCAACAGAAACAGAUGCAGACAUUUUACCAGUCCAGUCCUCCGGUGCCGAUGCCGAGGAGAAAUGCUCCUGGAGUGACAUUUUCAGACAACUCACAAGCUGCUUCCAAUCUAGCCGUCAUUAUGAACCAGUCUCACCACGUUCAGCAUCCAGCGCCUGGAACUAAUAUCACGGACCCUGGAAAUGUACCCAGAAUCCCAGACCGCAAGUCUCCGAAACCGGGAGACGGAAAACUGGUGCCAUCGCCACAUGCGAAUCUAAACAUGCCAGAUUUAUUAUCAAACCAGCAGACCAGCACAGUUGCUAAUAAAGCGGGAAACCGGAGUUCAAAUGCGUCAUCUGCUGAUGAAAAUUUGAUUGCCAUACCUCAGACAGAAAGCGUUCUUCCACUUAAUUCUCAAGUUUGGUUCCAUGGCGCUAUUUCACGCACGGAAAGCGAACGGAGGCUAAGGAAAGAUGGCGACUUUUUGGUCCGAGAGAAGCAAGCGGCUGCUACUGAUACAAAGCAAUACGUUCUAUCCGGGUACCAAGGAGGUGUUGUGAAGCACUUACUUUUAGUUGACCCGCAUGGCCGUGUGAGAACAAAAAACAACAUUUUCGAAAGUGUUGGUCAUCUUAUCACACAUCACAUGCGGAAUAAUAUCCCAAUCAUAAGUUCAGACAGUCAAGUCAGAUUGGGGAACCCUGUCAAGAAACCAAGUCCUCCGAGGCCUGGAAUGCAUGCCACUGAAAUUUAAUUAUUGAGGAGCUGUUACACUGCUGAUCAUUUUGUUUCUGUCAUACAUUGAUUGCGCAGUUUUGAAUUGAAGAUUGCUUCACAGAUAUUUGAUUAGUGAAUGCACACAAUCUACAUAAGUCUUCACUAUGAAAUUUUUUUGAAAAAUGUUAAAACCGGGUAGGAAAUCAUGUGAUAAUCAUUUGCUUAGUUUUGACAUUUUUAUUUGUUAGUUAGCUUCAUUCUUUUGGAAACGUUUCUGUUGAGUACUUUAGUUUAUAAUUAAGUCUAAAUUAAUUUCAGUCGGUCAAAGAAUUGCUGUCUUGGCUGCAGAAAGAUAUUUCUAUUCUAUUCAAUAUUUAUAUUGUUUCUAUCGCCAGUACUCUGUAGAAUUUGAAAUUAAUACGCAUCAGAAUAUUUAAAUGCGACAACGCUUUGACUUUUUUCAUCGAGUUGAGGAAGCGAGACUUGCAUAUUUUAUUGCAACAAAUCCUGCAAAUAACUGGUACGAAGUUAUGAACAAACUGAAGGAAUAGAUGUAACAAUUCGAGGGUCUGGAUUAAAGAGGAAAACGCCACCUGUCCUCUUGAGAGCUGACGACUUAUUUAUUUACGU
This is a messenger RNA of Symsagittifera roscoffensis, 2542 nucleotides long. Its product is annotated as SHC-transforming protein 1-like. The record is from RefSeq and is a predicted model, not a curated record. Lineage: Eukaryota; Metazoa; Xenacoelomorpha; Acoela; Convolutidae. Bases 66 to 1949 code for a protein of 627 amino acids. Gene Ontology annotation, biological process: intracellular signal transduction; cell surface receptor protein tyrosine kinase signaling pathway. Gene Ontology annotation, cellular component: plasma membrane. Gene Ontology annotation, molecular function: receptor tyrosine kinase binding. The transcript is spliced from 6 exons.